AUGGAGCCGCCCGGGCCCUCCCCCUUCUUCCUGUUUAUCGUUUCCGAGGAAACGGCGCAGGCGCACGAGCGACGCCGAUCCGAAGGAUGGAGCCGGACGGGUGAGGGGGGUCACGAGGAGAAGCCCCUUCCGAGGAGUCCCCUGUGGCGGGGGGUUCCGCGGGAGAAGCGCCCUCCCUACGCAGGGCUCCCCGUGGCUGCUCGUGGGGAUGGUGCGGGGCAGAGACCGCCGGCCGGGUCCUCCCGGGGGGGGGGGGAGGGAGGCAGCCCCGGCUCGCCGCGCGGAGACGCCCUCGCCUGGCAGGGGGGGAGUCGGAACGCCGAGCGAGCCCGGGAGCCCUUGACGCGGAGCCACGGCUGCCCGUCCGUCCGUCCGUCCGUCGUCCGUGCGCGCGAUCCUGGCCUCCGGGGUCUCGGCUUCCUCAGGAGCGUCCUCUGCUGCAAGUCUCCCCUCCCGGUCUGCGAUGCCCAGGAGCUGCCUGUCUCUCCCCUUCGCCUCCCGCCCCGGUGGGCUCCCGCCCUCCCGGGGCCACCGCUGGUGCUGAGCGGCGGGGAGGCGGCGGCGGCGGCGCCUGGCCGCGUGGAGGAGGAGCCGCCCGCCGGCGAGGCUGCCGGAGGGCCGGCCUGCCCGGACGCUGAGGCGCUCUGCUGCCCAGGCGAGGGGCUGCCGGACGGGGCUGAGGCCGGGCCGGCGGUGGUGGUGAGGACGCCGGCCUACGCCGUGGAGAUGCCCCCGUGCCACGGCAUCCCGGGGCCCGUCCUGGGGGAGCUGCCGGCCACGGAAGAGGAGGCGUUUCCGCUGUGGCCCCCGGGGCCCGCCCGGGAGCUCCCCGUCCGUGGGAAAUGCCUGCUCUACAACUGGCAGGAGGAGAGAGCCACCAAUGACCUGGAUCGAGUCCCGAGUCCCGAGUGUGGCACGGAGGGGUUCUUCUUUCGCCACGGGCAUCACGGGCUGCUCACCCUCCAGAGUCUAGCUGGGCUGGCCAAGAGCACCACCAUGAAGGACUGCUACCGAAGACCGUGGAGGACAGGCCUCCCUGUGAGAGGGCAGCGUGAGGCCAUGUUGGAAUGGCUCCUGUACCAGAAGCACAGCAAGGAGGUCUUUGAGGAAGCUGUGCACCCCCCGUCCGAGCCCAUGGAGUCCCUGUCCACCACCCACCGGGACUACUGCCGGGAUGGCUCCCUCUCUGGGCCCCCGGUCCCCAGCAAGGCCCACGACUACCGCCUGGAGCAGCCACAGACCUUCUGGCUGGAACAUGCGCGACAGGUGCCGGGUGUCUCAAAUAUCCGGACUGGCGACACCCCCUUCAAGAAGAAUGCUACCUUCACCAGCCCCGUCACCGAGUACCUUGAUCAGCCGCUGCCCUACGGCCCAGAGAACUAUCCCAAGCUCUAACCAAAGGAAGGGGCCCCAGAGGCAGGCCAGGGCGACCUGUGGUCUGGUGGAUGCCUUUGGGCAAGGAACAGACACUGAACUAAAAGCUGCUCGCUUGCAGUGCCGGGGGGUGGGGAGGAUUUGAGUUGUGGGGGGAUCCCACCAUCCCACUGUCACCGUGUCAGUCAGCUAGUUCUGUUGCUCAGUCGCGGCACAAGCCGAAAGCCAGCAGCCCCUUGGCUUCUGCCUCCUUCUCCAGGAGCCAUGAGCCAGUGGCCACCCAGCACCACCAUGGCCAAGGGGGACAACCUGCAGGAGAGUUAGGGCCCUUGAAAGUUGCUCCAUGGCCUCAGGCACAAACUCAACCACUGUUCCAGGUUAAAAAGUCUGUAUUUCAACAAAAUAUUU
Messenger RNA from Elgaria multicarinata webbii, 1782 nucleotides. RefSeq names its product sperm associated antigen 8 (gene SPAG8). Gene Ontology annotation, molecular function: microtubule binding. Gene Ontology annotation, biological process: positive regulation of transcription by RNA polymerase II. Gene Ontology annotation, cellular component: cytoplasm; nucleus. NCBI's taxonomy places the organism in Eukaryota, Metazoa, Chordata, Lepidosauria, Squamata, Anguidae. The record is from RefSeq and is a predicted model, not a curated record. The transcript has 7 exons. Bases 1 to 1395 code for a protein of 464 amino acids.